CCGCCGCAGGCUCAGAUGGCACCCGGCGCUCGCGCCGGAAAGGGCGUCCCCCAGCGGCCUCCCGGAGACCCUCCCCGGCCUGCGGGGCUCUGGAGCCGCCGCGGCGGAGGCAUGGCCGCGGGGGCCGCGGGGGCCGCGGGGGCCGCGGUGCGCGAGGCGGCGCCGGGGCUGGAGGCGCCUCCCCAGCACGAGCAGAUCUCUCACACAAAGCUUUCUGCGGAUGAUGAAUGGAACCUGCAGCAGGAAAGGAUGUACAAGAUGCACCGGGGCCAUGAGUCCAUGCACGUGGAGAUGAUCUUGAUCUUCCUCUGCGCACUGGUCAUCGCCCAGAUAGUGCUGGUACAGUGGAGACAGAGGCAUGGCCGGUCCUACAAUCUGGCGACACUGUUGCAGAUGUGGGUUGUCCCUCUGUAUUUCACGAUAAAACUUUACUGGUGGCGGUUUCUGUCUAUGUGGGGAAUGUUCUCAGUUAUUACCAGUUACGUCCUCUUCAGAGCUACCCGAAAACCCCUCUCAGGGAGAACACCAAGAUUGGUCUACAAAUGGUUUCUUCUAAUCUACAAACUCAGCUAUGCAUUUGGUGUUGUGGGUUAUUUGGCCAUCAUGUUUACAAUGUGUGGAUUCAAUUUAUUUUUCAAAAUCAAGGCUAGAGAUUCCAUGGAUUUUGGCAUUGUAUCCUUGUUCUAUGGCCUCUACUAUGGCGUAAUGGGGAGAGAUUUUGCAGAGAUCUGUUCGGAUUACAUGGCUUCUACUAUAGGGUUCUACAGCGUCAGUGGGAUGCCCACAAGGAGCUUGUCAGACAAUGUCUGCGCCGUCUGUGGGCAGAAGAUCAUUGUGGAGCUCAAUGAAGAAGGGCUCAUUGAAAACACCUACAAGCUCUCAUGCAAUCAUAUCUUUCACGAAUUCUGCAUCCGAGGUUGGUGUAUAGUUGGUAAAAAGCAGACUUGCCCUUACUGCAAAGAGAAGGUUGAUUUGAAGAGGAUGAUCAGUAACCCCUGGGAGCGCACACACUUUUUAUAUGGACAAAUCCUGGAUUGGCUUCGUUAUUUGGUGGCCUGGCAACCCGUGGUGAUUGGAAUAGUUCAAGGCAUUAAUUAUUCACUAGGGCUGGAAUAGUACAGCAGACUUACUCCAGAAGCAAUGUGUUGCACGUUGAAAUAUUUUUAAAUCCUUGAUCCUACACUUAAUAUCGAUAUUCUUUUUUUUAAUUUCAGAGGUGAUCCCAAGAGUUUAGAGAACUGAGCCUUACCUAAGCAGUCUGUCUAUGUGGAAAGAAUUUAGAGAGAAGCUGAAUGUCAAAAGUUCAGAAAAAAACCAAAAGUGAAACCAAUGAAUCUGUGAAGUAGCAAUUAGUAAAAAUUUAUUGUGCACACAUCUAAAAGAUAGUUUGCAAACCAGGAGCACUCAGACUAAAACACAGAAUGAGGCUCAGAGCUAUAUGUUAUAAAGCAGCUUAUAUAGUGUGGAGGCAGUGACUGUUUAUUCUUCAUGGUGAUUGGUUACAAUAUGGGAAUUUUCUUAAAUGAAAGGGAAUUGGUUAGUGAUCACCUCAUCUCAAUUUGGGGAGAACAAUUUAAGUUUUGCUUAUGAUUUUCAGAGGUGUAAGCAAGAAGUGAUCUCGGUCAAGUUAGCUUUGCUUGUCCUGCAAAGUAAGCUAAAUUAAGCUUUGCUUGUAUGACUAACCUGGUUUUGUCCACUUAAGGAGUUUUCAAGUCUGGCCUCUGUUUGUGUUUGGUUUUAACAUGAACAACAGAAUAAACAAAUAGAGCACACUUUGCAUCUUUCCCCUUGUGAUCAUUUUUCUAAUUGAUGCAUGCAGCCCAUUUGUUAGCACCUGCCAUGGACAUCCUACCUCUAAUUUGGCUAAUAAUGUACUUCUUACAUACAACAUUUAGUUACAACUGGUAUCUUCUAACCAGUUCAACAUCUUCAAGGACGUAGGCAGAGUUGUUAAGUAAUCUACAGUUCAAGGAGAUUACUGCAGCUUUGGCAUCAUAAAGGCCUCUGUGUAGAGGGCAUUAUUCCCAAAAUGUCUAGCACUAGGUGCCACAGCCCAGCCCAUUCAAAGGGCCUGAGCUGCACUGCGUUUCCUGGGCCUGCCAAGUGCACUUGACCCAUCCAAGGGUUGCAUUAAAGUGGAGGAAAACCACUCUCUUCUUUUGUGCCACUCUGUUCACAUGCACGCAUGCACACACACACGCGCACACACCAUCACUGUUGCUGUACUCUGCUUUUAUUUUCUUCAUAGCACUUAUCAACACCUGAAAUCAUACCAUACAUUUGUUUGUUAUUGUUUGUCUCCCCUUCCAGGAAGGCAGAGAAUUUUAUCUAUUUAGUUCCCUGUUGUAUCUCCAGCACUUGGAGCACUGGCUGGAUAUAAUAGGCACUCAGUAAUUAUUUGCUGAAAGAAUGAAUUAAUCCAGCAGGAGGGGGUAAAAUUAAUGGAAUAGGAAAGAACUGUCCAAAAGAAUUAACUCAAGAACGAUAGACUCCCCAAAUUAAUUUGUUUUAAAUUGCUGGUGAGUGGUUGAACAGCGACCACCACACACAUAUCAGACAUCUACUCUGCACACUUGAAGACAUUAUACUUGUAUGAAGUAGAAGGAAACACACCUACUGUCAAAAACAUAGGCCAUGUUCUUAAUGCUAUUCAAAGUUCUAUCACAACCAUAAUGAAAAAACUCACACUCAGAUUUUUUCUACCUGUUGGUAAUUUUCCUUCUUGAAACUUCCCAAUGCUUCAGUAUUAUGAUUGACUCACCAUCCAGAUUAUUAGAUUGAACUCUGAUUUAUUUCCCUAUUCAGCAAAUAUUUCAUUAAUUCAAUGCUUAUUCCAUACCAGGCAUGGGCAACGAUUAAGGAGAGAAAACAAGAUUCCUGAGCUUAUAGUCUAUUGACAAAUAAAAACACGUCACUGUUGGAUAAAGCACUACCUUAAAGUGUUUUCUUCUAUAAAAGGAGCCCUUAAAUUGACCUCUGAUGCAUUUCCCAUUUAUCUUUUAUGAACAGCUGCAGGAGGAUAGCCUUUAGAACCCUUUGCAACUCGGGGAGAGUAAACCGUAUGUGUCUGCAUAGAAUUCUAAAUGACCCUCAGAGUUCAGAAAUGUUGGAUAAUCACUAAACAAGCUCACACAAAACAAUAAAGAUGCCAUUCCCUUCAUAGUUUAGGCAUUGAAAACCUCAUCCCAAUUUUUUGAAUAUGUAUAUAUACGUUGAAAAAAUUAUGGAGAGCUAUACACUACACAGUUACCAGUGGUCAUCCCAAGGUGAAGGGGGAAGAGUGGAUUCGUUCUUUCUAUGCUCUUACCUCGUGUCCAAAAUUUCUACAGUGAACAUGUUUAACAUUUGCAAUGAGAAAAAUAAAGAUUAUUUUUAUAUUACUUCAAAUCUAGCAAUUAACCAUGGAGCUAUUUCUAUUGCUGUUUAAAUUACUGAAAUUAAAUCUACAGACCAAGUCCAUGUUAAAUUUAUCUGGUUCUCAUGAUAAUUAACAUUGUACUUAAUGGAGGACAUAGAGAAGUAAAGUAAAUAGUCCAUAAUUGCCUUUGGUUUCCGUAGCAUCUCAAGUUUCCUUCUCCUGAAUUUGUCCAUUUUUUUCUUAGACUAGCUACUGUUUCCUCCUUCAUACUUCCCAGGAGUUGUUAUGAGAGAGAAGAAACACUGUGAAGAAGAAACACAUAGCCUAAAAUCUGCUAUGCACUUCAUGAAUUUAUUUCUCUGGGAUAUUUUUCUACAAAAACAAAACAAAAGAAAAACAAACAGUGUCCCUUGUAUCACUGCUAGUACCCAUAAGAGAAAAAUAUACAUUUAUAAACUAUAAUCUGUAAGAUGAAUCACUUCUUGGGGAAAAAAAUAAUAGCUAACAUCCACUACCGGCAUCCCUAUUACCCCACGCAAACUUCCAUGGUUCCCGUUCUCAGAGGUUUGGUCCUCUUGCCCCCCUCACCCCUCCAGAGGGAGUGGGAACCAAGGGGCAUGCACUCAUUGGUUUACUUACCCUGCUGUACAUUCAGACCUACAUCAUACCCUCUGAUGUAGAUAUUACUGUUCCUAUUCUAAGGGCAGGAGAAUAUUUGGGGACAGGUUAAGUGACUUGCCCAAAGAUACGCAUCUACUGACCCAGGUUUUUCUGACUCCAGAGCUCAAUGAAGCACAUGAACCCAGUCCUGGCUGAGAACUAAGCAGGUCAGGUCAUUUCUACUCGGUCAUUUCUAUUCAGGUCAUGAUUUCACAGUUUGUGAGUCAGAGCCCCACAUAGGGCUCUGUGCGGACAGUGCAGAGCCUGCUUGGGAUUCUCUUUCUCGCCCUCUCUCUCUGCCCCUCCCGUGCUCACCUUCUCUCAAAAUAAAUAAACAUUAAAAAAAAAAAAAAAAAAAGAACUGAGCAGGUCAGAGGAGGUUAGCUUCCUUUCACAUGUGGUUCCCAAGUUAAGAAAUUUGUGUCGAAUCAGCAAAUAGUUCUUAGCUUAAUUUAUUUCAUUGCAUUAAAUGCAAUGUAGUAUUAACUCUAGCUUAUAAAAAUUAACAUAUGGAAGUAGUAUAUAUCUUUUAAAUUAUUGUGUAUCAAAUAUUUUUUGAGUCACACUGAGGAAUUGCUAGGCAUAUACUUGUUUAAAGAUCUACUUACUUCACACGUGCUUUUGUAAAUGUUCAGAGGAAAAGAGAGCCUUUUUUAGAAUCAGAAACAAGACUUUUUCAGAAGAAAAAAGCAAGAUGCUGCAGGAGAAAUGGAUGAGAAGGCAGGGACCGAGAGCCAGAGUAACUAGACACUAAUCAGAACUUCACCCAGAGGUAAAGGCUGAAGGAAGAUUAGAGUCAGGGAUGUGGGAGGCUUCCUUCGUGGUCUUCUAAACUAAGUAUUUCAUUCACACUUGACCCUUGAACAACACAGGUUAAAACUGCAUGGGUCUACUUAUGCUCAGAUGUAUGGUUUUCUUAAUAAGAUGUUCUUUUCUCUGGCUGACUUUAGUGUAAGAAUACCACAUACAAUAAUAUAUAUAACAUACAAUAUGUGUGUUAAUUGGCUGCUUAUGUUAUCAGUAAGGCUUCCAGUCAACAGUAGACGACUAGUAGUUAAGGUUUGGGAAGUCAAAAGUUACACACACAGAUGUUUGAGUGUGCAGAGGGAGGGGGUACAUCACUGCCCCUAAGCCCUGCCUUGUUCUAGGUCAACUGUACUUCAUUAGUUUCAUUUUCAUGGGAAGCCACAAUUUACUGUAUAUUGUGUUAUAUAUACUUUCUCAAGUAACUAUGACUGGAGAAACCUAUCAAACACCCAGAAAGACAGGCCCAGUUCAUGUGAAAAUACACCAUCUAGGUACUUUGCAUACUGUAAAGUUUAACGCGGACUCAAGGCACUUCUUUCUAGGAACAGCAACAAGUUUGGCUGAGUGCACCAACCUUUUGCCUUCUUGUUCUUGAGAGCAGUCACACAGUGAGGAAACAGCUAAGUGGGGUAGAGAAUGCCAUCUGCAGACAUGCAUGAGUAUCCUUGCAGAAAACUGACCAACACAUUCAUGGGAAAUCUGUUCCUUCGUGCUAUUUCCUAAUGAACUAAACCAAUUGCUACAGAUAAUUCAGAUGUCGAUAAUGGACUCAGAUCAUGAUCAUCUCAUAGGAUUAAUAAAAAGCCAAGAGCAUUUAAUUUUUAAUCUGGUAGUUUUUAUAAAACAGCACUCUAGAGGCACCUGGGCAGCUCAGUCAGUUAAGCGUCCGAGUCUUGAUUUCAGCUCAGGUCAUGAUCUCACAGUUCGUGAGUUUGAGCCCCACAUUGGGCUCUGUGCUGACAGAGCCUGCUUGGGAUCCUCUCUCCCUCUCUCCCAGCCCUCCCCACCCCCCC
Messenger RNA from Acinonyx jubatus (cheetah), 5838 nucleotides. RefSeq names its product ring finger protein 175 (gene RNF175). Gene Ontology annotation, molecular function: ubiquitin protein ligase activity; metal ion binding. The record is from RefSeq and is a predicted model, not a curated record. Bases 16 to 1116 code for a protein of 366 amino acids. The transcript has 9 exons. NCBI's taxonomy places the organism in Eukaryota, Metazoa, Chordata, Mammalia, Carnivora, Felidae. Gene Ontology annotation, cellular component: Golgi membrane; endoplasmic reticulum membrane.